Molecule: messenger RNA, 3721 nt
Organism: Phasianus colchicus (ring-necked pheasant)
Lineage: Eukaryota; Metazoa; Chordata; Aves; Galliformes; Phasianidae
Source: RefSeq, a predicted model, not a curated record
CAUAGCAGGGGGUUGGAACUACGUGAUCAUUGUGGUCCUUUUCAACCCAGGCCAUUCUAAGAUUCUUUAGCAAGAGGUGGCUUGAGAAGGUGUCACAAGUUAUCCUUAGAUAUAAGUCUGUGACAGGGAGGCACAAGCCCCGGGAAGAGGAGAAAAAAAAGGGGGGGGUACGAACCGUUUGCCGCGACCUGGCCGGCCCCGGGCCACGUGCGCUCCGGGAGAGGGGGAAGGGCAGAGAGCUAGCGAUAGUUUUAACAAAGAGAAAACGCAACGGCAGCGAUCUGAGGAGGAAGGGUAAUUUACUGAAUCUAAACUAAAUCAAACGAGAGAGACAAGAGUAUCAAAAAAUGAGAGUCAAACGACGCCAGUGCGAGGGAAAGCACGUGCUUCCUCCGCGGCGAGCUGAGACGGCUGAGCCGGGGCCAGACCGGGAGAGGCAGCCGCUCCGGGUCCGCAGCUCCGCCCCACUGCCUCUGCCCGCCAGCUCCUCCGGGGAUGCCGCCCCCUCCCCUCCCAUCAGGAUGCUCAGCGUCCACAACAGUAAACGGAACCAGAACAUUAACUCGUUAACUCCCACUGGUCCACAUGAUGUUCUGAUGUGGAAUACUGACAACAAAAAAAUCACGAAACCACAACAGAAGGUGAAUGCUAGUCCAAACAGGGGGGCAGAUCUCAGGACAGUGGGAACCGGCAGCUCCAAAAACAGGACUGGAGUGCCACUGCUGGACGAGGGCAGCACCCUGGUGAUACAGGACAUGCUUUAGGUGGAAAGACUUCACCAGCACGGGUGGCCUUGAAAGAGUUGUGCCCAGUCUCGGGUGCCCAGCACAUGAGAGUGUUGGACUUAUGGGAGAAUCCACAGAGGACCACCGGGCUGAGUAAGGGGAGGCAUGGCAGAAGAACACAGGGGCCCCUGCUGACCCUGUGCUUCCUGUGGGCAUGCGAGCUGCUAUCCCUUGGGCAGCUGCUAGCACAUGGGCCUCUGUGGGCCCACAGCCACAGCCUGGGCUUUGUAAUGGGUGGACGGCACCACACCAUUGUGACAUGGAAUGGUAACUACAGCAACAACAUCCCUGGCAGGGUCAGAGCCCUAGGGGUGCUCACUCCUAGGAGAGCAGCUCUGUCAGGAGGCAGCAACUCUCCUGGGUGCCUUUCUCUGAUCUCCGGACGAGGACAUGGAGAUGCCAAAGGAAGAGGAGCCUAAGGCUCACUCUCAGCCCAACAAAGGGCUGCCAAGUGUACAGGAGCAAGAUGAGGUGAUCCACAGGCCACCUCACACAAUGACAGCGGGCAGCCAGAGCCCAGAAUCCACCCUCCAAGAGGACAGGCUGCCGCCGCUGCCAUCUCCACAUGGCAGCCACCAGGGACAGACAAACAAGCUGGAAGACAAUGAGACACUGCCUGGCAAUGGGGUCCUGCAGGAAGAUACGGCCAGCGUGCCCACCUUGCCACCUCCGCCAGAGCAGGCAGUGGCUCAGGCAGCUGCACCAGAGCACGUGCCCACAGCUGAGAUACCAACAUCUGCCAGCGGCACCUGCGAGCUGCCUGAUCUGCCAGCAGCAGCAGCCUCUGUCUCUAGUGGCAGAAGAAGGGAAAAGGUCUUUGUGCCUGAAGCCCCGGGCCAUCAGGAGCUUUGCACAACUGCUCUGGACAGCCUUGGCAAACAGGAUGAAGCAGCAGGAUCGGGCAAACAGAAAAGUGCUCCACCAAGCCCAGCCAUCAGUGACGCAGCAGUGGAGAACACUGUGCAAUCCCCCCUGCCACAAGUCCAGACAGAAACUGUGGCUGUAUGCAUCGGACAGCAGGACCUGACACAAGCUCAGCAAGCAGCAGGAGCAGCAAAAGCAGACGAGGCCCAGGAGGCCACAAACAGAGUCACUCCUCAAUCAGGGCCUGGUCCCCAAGUGCAUACAGCAGCAAUGGCUGCCCACAAAGAAGCUGUGCCCACUUCCUCAGGUAGGGGCUACAAAACGCCAGAGCACCAGGAAGGGACUUGGGCCGAGCGGCACUCAGCAGUCCUGAAGCCGUGCAUCCGGUGCCAAGUGAUAGGUGCUAGGCUGUGGGUGCACCAUGAGACUCGAAGGCCAUGUCGAAAGAUCGUGUCAGAGCAGACAGAGCUGCUGACAGAGAUGGGUAAAAGUUGUGCAGCCUGUACUGGGCAAAGCCUAGCCAGCUUCUGGGAAUUAACUAGGCAGAUAAAGAAGCCAAAGAAGCAGCAAGCAGAGCAGAAAGUCCCAUGUGAGCCACAGGACAUGGCAGAGAAGGAUGAGCUGGGAGAAGGUGAUGAUGAAGAGCCAGUGAUCAUAAACCACUGGGUCAACCCUAGGAUCAAAGCCUUCUGCCGGGACCUGCAGGAUUCUCCUCAGCAAACGCCCAGCUCUUCCAGCAUCACGGACACAGAUGUUUCGGGAGAGUCAGAUGGCCAGGCACAGAGCACAGCUCUUCCUGCUGCAUCAAGUCACACAGAUGCCAAGGCUGGAGGUGAUGCGCAUGAUGGCCAUGGGAUGCCAGCAUCCAUGUCAACAGUGGAAGAAGAGAAUGCUCCAACUUCAUCCCUCCAGAGCAAACAGAGAACAGCUGCGAGGGAUGAGAGCCAGGGGCCUUGUCUGCAUGACCCAACAGCCUGUGCCAUUUCUCUGGAGGACACAGCCCAGGCCAUGACGAACAAGCUGGAAGACAAUGAGACACUGUCCGGCAAUGGGGUCCUGCAGGAAGACACGGCCAGCGUGCCCACCUUGCCACCUCCACCAGAGCAGGCAGUGGCCCAGGCAGCUGCACCAGAGCACGUGCCCACAGCUGAGACACCAACAUCUGCCAGUGGCACCUGCGAGCUGCCUGAUCUGCCAGCAGCAGCCUCUGCCUCUAGCAGUGUCAGAGGAAGGGAAAAGGUCUUUGUGCCUGAAGCCCCUGGCCAACAAGAAUCUCUCCCGUCUGCUGGCAGGAGUCACAGUGAGCACCGGCCACGGCGCAAUCUGCUCAGGAGGGCACUUGAGCAUCUGUUCAGGGUUUGCUGCUGCUGCUGCAGCAUCACAAGACAGGAAGAGUAGCAGUGUCAGGCCACCAGUACCAGGUGACUUCUCAGAGCUGGUCGCUGGCCCUCAAGGAACUGUGCAGCACCCUGAGGAAUCAUCACAAGACAUAGCAGGACAGCACACAGUAUCACAGUGAUGUGCCAGAAGAGACAGUAGUCACUUCACUGGGCAAAAGUCCCAUUCAGAAAGGGAAAUAUGCCAUAUCUGGCACAGUGGGCCACCCAAAAAUGGACUACUCACAGUGUGGGACAGAGAAAUCUGCUUAGACAUAUGGAAUGCGGUUAAACACAGGACCAUACUUGUCUACCAUGUUUCUGGUUACCAAUCUCUACAUGUGUGCUGGACAAAAGACAAUGUGGGCAGCUGCUAAAGCUGAUAUCGCCUAGGCAUGCCGAGACUGCGACACUGGCUCCAAGAUGAGACCAAGACCAUUGCCUGAUACAAGAGCCCAUCUUGCUAGAGGACACAAUCCACUCCAUCAAUAGCAGGUCGAUUUCAUUGGGCCCCUCCCUCCAUCUGCGGGGGUGAGAUAUGCCCUCAUCUGCAUCAGGUCCCUUCCAACCCAAGCCAUUCUGUAAUCCUAUGUGAUCCUACAACUGUGUUUUUAAACUUCUCUGGUUUUCAGACCUUCAAUCAGAUUGUAGUUCUGGCUUGAUAAUAAAUUCACCAACAUUUAAUAGCCCAGAGAG